Messenger RNA from Vitrella brassicaformis, 479 nucleotides. The record is from the annotation of a GenBank genome assembly. NCBI's taxonomy places the organism in Eukaryota, Vitrellaceae.
AUGCACAUUGCGAAGCUGGAGAAGUACACUAGGAUCCUCGUGAGCUUCGACCUGAUCUGUUGGGCGACGAUCACUCCUAUGGGGGUGUUUUGGGCGGCAUCUGAGAAGAGCAAGAGAAGAGUCAUGUACACUGCCCAGAUGGUCUUCAUCCUACUCGUAACUGUGGCUGCUGUAAGCCUUUGGGUCCUCCACUUCUUCCCGCUGUAAGCGUUUGGUGAGGGAUGACAUGGAUGCCCCGAUGAAAGGAAAGGAAGAGUGUCUUCUUUGCGGUGUCUGUUCAGAGGGGAGAAAGCCUCAACAGACAGCGAGAGGGCACAGGUGGCAUUCGCGUGUCUGUUAUGCUGUCUGCCCUUGAUGGCCUUGGCCACAGGAACUACAAGAAGGAUGACAGACGGUCACCCACUGCGAACUAUCCUGUUAUCUACUUCGCCGCACUAGGCUGCCUUCUCGUGCCCCGUAUCAUGCAGGCACAGAUAUAG